Messenger RNA from Colletes gigas, 1472 nucleotides. RefSeq names its product WD repeat-containing protein 74. Gene Ontology annotation, biological process: ribosomal large subunit biogenesis. Gene Ontology annotation, molecular function: protein binding. The transcript has 8 exons. Gene Ontology annotation, cellular component: preribosome, large subunit precursor; nucleolus. NCBI's taxonomy places the organism in Eukaryota, Metazoa, Arthropoda, Insecta, Hymenoptera, Colletidae. The record is from RefSeq and is a predicted model, not a curated record. Bases 101 to 1357 code for a protein of 418 amino acids.
UUGUUAAAGUACCUAUGUUGCUCGAUGUUUCUAAAUCACAUGGUUAACCUCUCUAUUAUUUUCAAUAUUUACAUGUUGUUUAUGAUUAACUUUUUAUAAAAUGGAUCCACGCGAUAAAUUUCAUCUUUACGUCGGAUGUAAAUCUGGAGUCUUUAAGGGUGUAAAAAUAGAUAAAGAGCAUAUCCUAAUGCAAAACAUACAAAACUUGGUAUCCAUAACAGAUAAUGAUGAAGUCACAACAAUGUCUUGGGGCGAUGAAGAAGAACAUGAAAUUUUAAUUGCCUGUGGAGUGAAAGGGAUUAGGAGCGUGAAGGUUUAUGAUACAGAAUGUUCAAUGUUCACGUGUUCGUUCUUUACCGAUAUCGGUAAAGGAAGUAUUAAUGGCAUAUCACGAUACGACGAAGCAAUUUUAACUGCGGUCCAUUCGGGAGAAGUGAAAUUAUGGAGGUUUAAGAAAGAGGAUGAAAUCCUAAUACAUGCUGGCAAACACUUGAAUAGAAUGCGUCAUUCUAAAAUGAAUAAAAACAUAAUUGCAACCGGUGGCUUUCAACAUAGAUUAAAAUUAUUUGAUUUAGAAAAACAGAGCGAAAUAUUUCAUGAGAAAAAUAUAGCUCACGAUUGGUUAGAAUUGGAGGUUCCUAUUUGGAUCUCUGAUAUUCAAUUUCUUCCUGGUACUGAACAAAUCAUUACAGUUGGUAAAUACGGGCAUAUACGAUUAUAUGAUCCCAAGAUGCAAAAAAGACCAGUUAUAAAUUUGGAAAUAAAAGAUGAAGCAUUAACAACGUUAGCUGUAACACAGCGAGAAAAGCAAAUUAUAGUGGGUUCUGGCAAAGGUAAAAUGAACCUUGUAGAUCUAAGAGCACCAGCUAAAGUAUUGAAUACUUACAAAGGAUUUGCCGGUGGUGUAACUGGGUUAGCUUGUAGCACAAGUAAACCUUAUGUUGUUAGCACUAGUUUAGAUAGAUAUUUACGAAUACAUCACAUUGACACUAAGAAGUUAUUAAAACAGAUUUAUUUAACAUCAAAGACGUCGUGUAUGUUGUUACGUUCAGGAUUUUCAUUGCAAACUGAAAAUGAAGUAAGCGAAGAUGUACAAAUAUAUACUAGUAACAAGGACUUGAGUACUGCAGAUCAAAAAGAUGUGCAAGAAACAGUGGAUAACGAUCCUGAAUAUGACAUGUUAUUCGAAAAAAUGCCAGUUAUUAGCAAUAAAGAGGAUAGAAAAUUAAUUGAAAGAAAGCGAAGGAAAACAAAGGAUUUAAGCAGUUCGUUAACGGGUAACGAAGUAUCACAUAAAUCUACUUUAAGGAGAAACGAGAAAUCCGAGAAAAAUUCGAAGAGAAUAAAAUCGGUAUAAUUAAAACAUAUAAGAUAUCUAUAGUUCAUGUGAACAGUAAUAUUUACGGAUUAAAAGAUUAAAACUGUUUCAUAUUUUGUAAUAAGUUUGCUUAUAAAAUUUAAAUAAAUAUUUA